Messenger RNA from Onychostoma macrolepis, 1581 nucleotides. RefSeq lists its product as uncharacterized. The record is from RefSeq and is a predicted model, not a curated record. NCBI's taxonomy places the organism in Eukaryota, Metazoa, Chordata, Actinopteri, Cypriniformes, Cyprinidae. The coding region runs from base 366 to 1478 and encodes 370 amino acids. The transcript is spliced from 9 exons.
UUUUUUUUUCUCCAUUAAAACUUUGAUGCGCCAUCGUCUCAGUUUAAUACGUGGACAUAAAAGAUGUGAUCGCAAAACAAUCAGGAAAAAAAAAAAAAUCAAGUCAUAACAUAGUCGCCAUUGGUGACCUCAGCAAAAACUUCACUCGCAAAUUAAUAUUUUUUUUUAGUCGCAGUUUGGAGCCCUGUUUAUUUUAUUUUUUGUAAACAUUUCUCCAGCUCAAGUCAAGAGAAUAAAAAAAUGGGAGGAGAAACAGGAUCAUGUGACUGAGGUAAAGUUGAACUAAUGUGUCUCUCCCAGGAACAACGUUCAUUCAAACAUCCUGAAAUGAUUGCAGAACCAUUCACAAAUUGCCAGAAAUUAACAUGAGGGAUUUCUACAAAAGUCUGUCAUUUUUACUGGGCUUUUUCUCAGUUCAGACAAAGGCAGGAAGAGAAGUGAACAUAGCAACAUGGGGAACAGCCGUUCAGUCUACAUCACAUAACAGCGGGUGGUCUGCCCAAAGCACUCUGGAUGAGUCGAGCUCCACCUGUAGUCAUACUACAACACAAACCGACCCGUGGUGGAAGCUGGAUCUGAUGAAGACGUACAGUGUGAACAGAGUGACCAUCACUAACAGACACGACUGCUGUGAAAGCAGGAUAGACGGGGCAGAGAUUCGGAUUGGAAACGAUUCUUCAGAUCUUUUCAGCAACCCACUAUGUGCUGUAGUUUCUACUAUUCCAGCAGGAGCUACCUACAGCUACUUGUGUCGUGGGAUGGAGGGACGUUAUGUUAUUGUGAAUAUUCCUGGGACUUCAAAGAUUCUUACUCUCUGUGAAGUGGGAGUCUAUGUGAUUUCAGGUAAUUUGGCUACAGAAAGAACCGUCACACAGUCAUCAACCAUUGGCACCUGGUCUGCUGAACAGGCCAUUGAUUUCAAUCCAGGUUUCGUACAACCAUCAUCAUCGUGUUCCUCAACCACUGCUCAGACUAACCCGUGGUGGAGGGUGGAUCUGCGUUAUAUUUACAGAAUAAGUAGAGUUGUCAUCACAAACAGACUAGACUGCUGUCCAGAACGAAUAAACGGAGCAGAGAUUCACAUCGGAAACUCUCUGGAGAACAACGGCAACAACAAUCCCAUAUGUGCUGUGAUUUCUAGCAUUCCAGCUGGUGUUUCCUCCACCUACACAUGUAACGAUAUGGAGGGUCGAUACGUGAAUCUGAUCAUUCCUGGAGAUUCAAGGAUUCUUACUCUGUGUGAGGUGGAGGUCUAUGGAGAAGGUCCUGUACUGAAGAAGACCCUUGUGAGGAUGAAACUGAAGUCCAAUUUGAGUUUGUCUGAACCUGAAAUGAGAGCCCAGCUCCUGUCACAGCUUCAGUCUGCUCUGGAGGAACGAGGGUUUUCUGACGUAACGCUGCAAUGGUCUCAACCGCCCAAAAAGGAAGUGAUGCAGAAGAAAGCUGCACCAGCUCAAUGUGCUGUAAGAAAGAGAUGAUGAUGAUGAUGAUGAUGAUGAUGGGGAAACCUAAACUUCGGAUCAGAACAUCUUUCAGAAAAUCUUAUGUUCUUCAUUUACCUGCUGGAAUAUUCUCCAUCAC